This is a messenger RNA of Wallemia ichthyophaga EXF-994, 1500 nucleotides long. Its product is annotated as GPI transamidase component PIG-T. Lineage: Eukaryota; Fungi; Basidiomycota; Wallemiomycetes; Wallemiales; Wallemiaceae. Gene Ontology annotation, biological process: attachment of GPI anchor to protein. Bases 1 to 1500 code for a protein of 499 amino acids. The transcript has 6 exons. The record is from RefSeq and is a predicted model, not a curated record. Gene Ontology annotation, cellular component: GPI-anchor transamidase complex.
AUGAUAAGCUGGCUAAUUUUGCUCCUUCUCAUUGGAUUAGCAGCUUGUAGAGACAGCAAGGACGGCUUUGAUGAAUUUCUCUCCAUAAAACCUCUACAGGAUGGAAGAGUAGACACUGCAUUCAAUUUCACUAUCAGCGAUCAGGAUAUUUCACCUCACUCUCACCUUUUCCCGCUUCCACUCGUCAACCUCCUCACUUCACCUGAACUCGAUAUCGAUGAGCUUCAUCUGAGUCUGUCAGCGGGUAGAUGGGACUAUGAUAAGUGGCAUUAUCCUACAUUCCCUCAACUGGGCAGCUCCGGUGCAGAAGUCUGGGUGUCACACAAGUCUGACAGAUCGCAAGAGAAAUGGAAUCGUGUCGUACACAGGAUAUCAGGACUAUUCUGCGCAUCACUUAGCACAUCAGAUAACACCAAUCACUUGCUUCUCGAUGAUAAGACAUGGACAUAUGCUCAAAUAUCUUCACAGCUGCCUUGCACAGAGAAUCUUACACCUUUUAUCGCACUGUUGCCUUGCAAAAGCGCUGCUGGAUUGGGUCAAUUACUCAACCCUCACAAGAUAUUCGACGCUGAUUAUCACAGUCUGGCCUUAUCAAUGUUCAAUCAAGGCAGUGGCGCUCGUUUAGAAAUUAAAGUCGAAGCAGUCUUUAAUCCUGCUCGAGUUGAUCAACAAAGGCAGUACUCAACUAAAGCCAUGUUCGAUAGAACAGUCAAACAAAAAUGUGAGUUGGCGGAUAGCAGCAUGGUGUACUUUGGUCUUCCACCUCCGCCUGGUGAAGAACUCAAUCAAGAUGUGUGGGUGGUGCUUCCAGAGGAUCAUGAAGGAGAGGUCAAAGAUGGAACAAUAGAGCUGGACUUGAUGACAACAUCAAAACAACUCGGAUUAGCAUUAAUUUGGCCAUUCCAGGAAACUUUCAUAUAUCCUAGAUACACUACCAAACCCCCUAUACAGAUUCGAAGAGAUCAGAUAGCAGGUCCAGUAGAGGAGACAUUCACGAUGAAAAUAACUAUAGAAAACACUCAGGACGAGGACGCGCAAGUCAGCUACCUGCAAUCAAUACCCUGGCAAGUCAAACCAUGGUUACAUACCUUCAGAAUAUAUGGCGAUAGUAGUAGUGAUUCAACCUCCUUUAAGCACAACCAAGCUAAAGCUGAUAAAGAACCGUAUUCACUCCAAGUAAACACCACACUUGCACCACAUUCAGAAACCAUAAUCGAGUGUAUCUAUCAGCGCCAAUUUCUCAAGUACACAGAUUACGCACCUGACAUUCACCGUGGCAUCGACAUACCACCCGGAUUUAUACGUUUCGAAGCAGACAACAUGACAAAAGUAGCAUACACGACACCAAUGUUGGUUGAUCUAGCAACACCAGACUUUUCAAUGCCGUACAACGUGAUUAUAAUAACCAGCACAGUCGUAGCUCUCUUCUUCGGUAGCGUAUACAACAUACUAGUACGUGACUUCCAAUUAAUUCCUAAGAAAGAAUCAAAAUCAGACUGA